Messenger RNA from Microthlaspi erraticum, 291 nucleotides. The record is from the annotation of a GenBank genome assembly. NCBI's taxonomy places the organism in Eukaryota, Viridiplantae, Streptophyta, Magnoliopsida, Brassicales, Brassicaceae.
AUGUCCGGACCGUACAAGUUAGGUGGUAAUAUCGCUCAGACCGAUGAGUUCCGGAAUUAUCUGGAUCUCACGAGUCGGGUGACGAUAUCGCUCGGACCAACAGACCAUGAAAUAUCUGGUCUGACGUGUCUGACGGCAGCUCGAAGUACGAGCGCAGCCACCAUCAACUAUCAAGAUCCUAAGACUAAGAAAAGUCCGUCCAGGCUCAGUAAGGCUGACCUUGACCCCAUCAAGUAUACUUAUCUAAGUACAUACUACAUCCGGGCUACUUGUAAAGACGAGGUCGAGUAA